AUGCCAAUCUUUCCAAUACAUCGUUAUCGUCUUUUCGAUGAUCCAUUUGAUCGAUUUUUUGGUGAUCAACUAGAUUUUUUUGAUCCAUGGCAUGAUUUUGAUAUACUUUCAUCAGCUUUGUCCAUUAGACCAAAUACGUUCCGAUGGAUAAAUGAACCUCAUCAAUUAACACAUUCAUCAAAUAGUAGAUCAAAUGAUGGCAAGCGUUCCGAAUCAUCAUCGCGAGUAGUAAAUACCGAAAAAUUUCGUGUUCAAUUGAAUGUAGCUGGAUUUAAUUCAGAAACAAUCAAAACCAAAGUUGAAGAUCGAAAAAUUAUUAUCGAAGCCAAACAAGAAGAUUAUGAACCUGAUGGUGAUUAUAGUAUUCGAAAACUACGAAAAACAUAUGAAUUACCUGAACAUGCUGAUGCCAAUCAUUUAACUUCAUAUAUCACUCCAAAUCAUAUGCUUGUCAUUGAAGUGCCUAUUCGAAAUCCAGAAAGAGAACGUCAUCUUGCUCAAGCUAAAAAGGAAAACCAAAAUUUGACUCAAUUUGGUCAAUAUCGGGAUUCAUUAUUUGAUUAUGUUGGUUUUUUGGAGGGUUCUGAUUUUCGACCACGUAUUGUUGAUAAAGAAAAUAAUCAAAAACAACUUGAAAUGACACUUGGAAUGAAAAAUUAUCGACCACAAGAAAUUAAAGUAUCAGUUAAAAAUAACGAAUUGAUUGUUAAAGGUGAACAUCAUCAUAAGGAUAAGAAUCGUUCUGAACGAACCUUCUUCUUUAAAUCAACAACAUUACCACCUGGAACACAAAUUGAUCAAUUACAAACACAUUUAACUGAUGAUGGACAAUUAAGAAUUGAAGCACCUUAUGUCGAACAGAAAGAAAGUGCAAAAUCUAUUGAAAGUCAGAAGAAAUAA
Rotaria sp. Silwood1 is the source of this 900-nucleotide messenger RNA. Lineage: Eukaryota; Metazoa; Rotifera; Eurotatoria; Philodinida; Philodinidae. The record is from the annotation of a GenBank genome assembly.